Molecule: messenger RNA, 384 nt
Organism: Gamsiella multidivaricata
Lineage: Eukaryota; Fungi; Mortierellomycota; Mortierellomycetes; Mortierellales; Mortierellaceae
Exons: 1
Coding region: 1-384 (127 amino acids)
Source: RefSeq, a predicted model, not a curated record
AUGUUUAAGAGAUACUUUGAAGACACACCUCCCAGUGCCUUUGUCUGUGUGUGGAAAGCUAAUGUCAGAAUCGGACGAGGACAGGGCACAGCCAGUAAUAGAGCAGCGCAAGCCUCCUCGACAGCAACGCCUUUUGUGGAAGGGCCUGAGGAGGAGGAGGAGGAGGAGAAGGAGAAGGAGAAGGACCAUGAAGAGAUGGUGCUGAAUGAGGAUCUUAUGGGAGAAGAGGCAUGGACAAGAGCCCUUGAGGUGGUCAACGCUGCUGAUCCCUAUAAAAAUGGCAACCUUUUCAUUAUGGAGCCGUCGUCAGAGGAUGAUCAAGAGAACAGCCACAAUAUUCACGAUGGCUACGAAGCCAUUGGCGAUGAUGGUGUUGAGAUUUAG